AUGGAUGCCGUGGCACUAUUUCGACUUACGCUGCUCAAGCCUGUUUUCGAUGAUGUUCAGGUGAUCGGUGAAGAGCUCAACAACUUCGGGAACCUCUUUGAUGCGAAAAUCCAAACACUCCUGAACAUCGCCAAGCACAUUCAUAUUCGAAAUCCAGAGCCGAAACCGGACGAGCUCGUCCAUCAACGAAGCCUCAGCCGGCAUCCCGCCUUCAAGCACCUGUUCUUUUACCGCCUCCUUGUUCUCUAUGAACAGGUUGAGACAUCUCCUGGCGCGGUCGCCGAUCCUUCCAUGGGGUUUGAUAAGCGCGUUAUAAGGCGCCUAAAGGCUGGGGUAGAGUUCAUUCGGGGCAAGAAAGGGCCGGCACCUCCCGUUCCUGAGGACUUGCUGGACUUACUACUCCGUGCCCUGCCCAAGAUAAGGCCGUUAACAAAUUUCUUAGAAACCAAGGUUGCUGCCAAAGACCAGAGGCGUGAUUAUCUCACCAACAUCCGAUCUUCGGCAAUGGCAUUGAGGAUAUAUCUGGGGACUAUCCGAGAUCGUGGUGAAGCGCAAACAUUACGAUACCCAUGUCUCGAGAAGCUAGCGGACUGCGCGUAUAAUUUCUCCAUGCAUCCCAUAAACUUCAUCCAACAGGGUCUGAUCAGCCAGUCGGGUUUCAACAGAGAAGAUGUUUGGAAGGAGCUGGAAUUUGAACUCGAACGUCUCGUGGAUAAACUCCAGAAAUACGGCGAGGAUGUGAAAAGCUACCGAAACCGGGAGAUAAAUGUUCGCGCUUGUCAGUCGGCAGAAGAGGUUUGCGACUUUGUCGAAGCUGUGCUACGCGCGGUGUCGUGCAAAUGUAGCACGCCACAGUUGAGGGAAGCCAGGCUUCAGGUCAGCACCUACCAGCGACUCAAAAGCGGGCGUCAGCAGGACGACAACGCUAUGACGAUGCCCGUGCUAUUUAAGAAUAGCCCGACUCCGGCAACGUAUGAAAAGGAUCGCUACUUCCGAGGCAAUGUCGCGUUGUACAGGGAAGGAUUGUCUCACGUCGGUGCCGCAGAGCGCUCCUUCGACAAUAACCACCUCCUCCACCAAGUCGACCUAAAGACCUUGUUCUCCAGGGACUCCGUUGCAUGGUCACCACUACCACAGCUGAUACUUGGCGUUCUACUUUCUUAUAGCCUCGUGUAUAUGUGCGGUGAGGAUAAGACGCACAACGUGUGGGGUCCACGCAAUAUCUUCCUCUUCCAGCAGGGCAAGGAGAUUCCAUUGCGAUUGUUCGUAGGGAAGCCAGCGCAGGCUAGGGUCGACCUACCGCACAGUGACUUGCUCCAGUUUCACGGGUAUCCGAGGGUGCUAGAGCUGGGAGCUAUUCUACUACAGAUACACCUUGGCCAGAAAAUCGAAACCUUUUUAGGGCUUAAGGAAGAUCUAAAGCUCGGCUACGACCUGCCGCGUCAGGAAUUAAACACUCUCUAUUUAAAAGUCACCCAGGCGUUCACAAAAGGCAAGGAUAGAAUCGAGUCUUUCGCGGCCAGAGAAGCUAUAGAUGUCUGCCUCUCUAAUUCAUGGCACCCCCAUCCUAACUAUCCUCUUACAAUUCAAGAAAUACGCAAUACCUUGCUGACCAAGGUUGUCCGACCAUUGGAAGAUGAACUUCGGAAAUGUUUCGGGAAUCAGAGCCUUGAGAGCUUGGAUAAGGAGGCUGAGAAGCAUAUGAUCACAUUGCACGAGCCCAUCGAGGCUCCUAUACCAAGCGGUACAAGGGGCCUUGAGAUGGGCUUACCACUAGCCUCUAACGCGGCGCCUUUGAAAGCUAACAAAAAGUAUAGACGCCACUCAAUGUGGAACGCUUGGCUUGAUGAGUUCAAGAUCUUCCGAGACGAAAUCCUACGGAGUGGUAUCGACUCCGACAAACACCGCCGCGUUCGCAUCACGAUCAUCGACACAGGUAUUGACGCGACUCACCCUCUCAUUAAAUCGGGCGGCUGGGAGUACGACGACCCCAACGCAGAAAAGCGUCUCUUUCGAGAUUUCGCCACCAAAAAUGGGCAGGCCAACGGUAGAGACCGAGGUGCUGAUCAGCCUGUCGACGAAGACGGCCACGGGACCUUUAUCGCGGGUAUUUUUAUGCAGAUGGUGCCAGGGGUAGAGUUGUCUGUCGCAAGGAUUGGUGAGACGCUGGAAACGAUUCGAUGCGAUGAUGAGAUUGGGGAGAAGCUUAGCCAAGCAAUAAUGUACGCAACGGAGAAGUGGAAAACGGACAUCAUCUCCAUUUCCCUCGGCACUGAUAGGGUACUAUCCAAGGUAGGCGACGCUCUCGAUUGCGCCUUGAAGAACGACGUUGUAGUCUUCGCAUCAGCAGGCAACUCGGGAAACAACAAGGGCAUCGCGUACCCGGCUAGCGCAGACCGAGUGUUCAAGAUAUUUGCUGUGACAGCAGACGGCCUGGCCGCAGGUUUUAGCCCCCGGUUCCUACAACGCCGUCCACUCUACCAACCUACAGUUACCACGCCCAUGGUUGCGAUAUUCUGUCGGCCUGGCCUAGCUACCUGGUUGAACAAGGCCGCACAGCUAAGUGCGAUGUCUUUUACGGCCCGGAAAACGGACUGGGUGUGGAUGGUGGAUGUCGCCGUUCCAUGUCGGGGACUUCCUUCGCUACCCCCAUUGCCGCAUCAGUAG
Molecule: messenger RNA, 2667 nt
Organism: Parascedosporium putredinis
Lineage: Eukaryota; Fungi; Ascomycota; Sordariomycetes; Microascales; Microascaceae
Source: the annotation of a GenBank genome assembly